CGGAAGGAGAACCUUAAGCUUCACACAAUUCCGAAGCGCGCUAGAACUCUACCGAAUAAAUGUGAUUACUCACUUUCAUUAGACAGGACGAGUGAUUCUGUUGAUUUUAGCACCUUUUGUUCAAAAAUUUGUCACAAAAAAAAACAAACGCGCCAGUCAAAAUCAUAAGUAGAUAGAGGAUACCUGAAACUGUCAGGAAAGGUGAAUACUGAAACCACCACUUCUCUUUUUCCUGAGGUCUGUGGAAUCGGGAGGGAAGUCCUUCUUCGGGAGUUCUAGCGCGCUGCGGAAUUGCGGGAUGCGACUACGCAAGACUAUAUUAGUCAUGUCGUAAGCUAUUAUUAAGAUGUGAUCAGAUUUUGAAAAUUUUUCGAAAAAUCAGUAAGAGUUAUAUACUAGGCGCGUAAGCAAAACAAGCGGUGAAUACGAUUCGCAUGGGAGACGCGAUGCUCUUAUCAUGUCGUGAUCGUAAGAGAAAAAUACGAUCUCGACGUGACAAUUUUUUCUUACAGCGAUUGCGCUCGGAUCGCGAAGUCGCACCGCGAUCGCUAAAAAGUCUCUAUUGUAGCGUCGCGAUCGCGAAUUACAAGCUUUUUGUAAAAUAAGAGUUGGUCGCGAACGCGCCACGACAAUAGGGACUUCUUAGUGAUCUCGGCGUGAUUGUAGCGCGAUCCGGGUUUGUGCCGCGAAUCAAGCAAGAAAGUGGACUUGGGUAGGGAACAUCAAGGUGCAAUACAAAGAUAAUGAACACAGGAACGGAACUAACUAUCGUGCGACUAACUAUCUGGCUUUCACAAGUUUUAAAGCGUGUAAGAUAUAAAAGCACACGUGGAAAAGCACAUUGAUUGUGCCGGCUCGAGACUAUUUUUUUGUUCUAUAUAGAAGAUUUCCCUGGUGAAUACGUAAUGGACGUAAUCUCGGAGGACAGUUUUUUGGAGUAGAUAUUUUGUAUGAUGACGUUGUUGAUACUUUUAAUCACUAAAGGUGAAAACUUCAUAUAGCGCAUAAAGUUUGUUGUACGACUGAUAAUCGAGACUAAAGUUUCGGGUAUCGAAACAUUUCGAGGCUCGAGACUACAGUAUCAAAGCUGCUCGAGACUUCUCGUCUCGGUGCAUGCCUACGUGUGGGUCUGAUAUUUAUUCUGCAAUUAGAGAUAAAAAACUAUCCUUGAUUACUUCAGAAUAUAAACUUGUUCUAUUCAUAUAUCUGUUAUAUUGUGUUUCAGGGAUGAGGAAGACGACAUACAAAACAAGCAAUCGAACGCAAGAGACUUUAUAACUGUUCAAAUUUGUGAGGCUAGACGAUUAGUAGCAUCAGGACUAAUUUUUAUGACAAUCGAUUCAAAAAUGUCUCUUGAUAAAUUGACAGAUUAUAUUUUUGAAUACAACAGGCCACGCUCUUCUUCAACUGAAAGUAUCAGCUUGUCAAUAUUUAAAAAUAAUGAGUAUUGAGUAUGCCUCACUCACAUGUUUUUGCCAACAUCGGCACUCAUUAAUAUUGGUCUCUGUAACAACUCUAUUAUUAGUCUCGAUAAAACUAAUUCGAGAUUAGGGUUAGGUGGUUUAAGUAAUCUUGGCAAUACAUGUUUUAUGAAUAGCGCAUUACAGUGUUUAAGUAAUGUACCACAAUUAACAAAAUAUUUUCUCACAUCACCGACUAAUAGCGGUACCCAUGGGGAAAUUUUAGUAGGUACCGCGGUGUGUACACGCGUGAAUAUCGUAAAAUGGUGUGUGGGCACGUGUGAAAAAUAUAUUCCACGUGUGACACCAGGUGAACUGGUUAUGAAAACGUUUCGCGUCAUAUUUUUCGCACGUGAUCACAGGUGA
Molecule: messenger RNA, 1826 nt
Organism: Didymodactylos carnosus
Lineage: Eukaryota; Metazoa; Rotifera; Eurotatoria; Philodinida; Philodinidae
Source: the annotation of a GenBank genome assembly